Molecule: messenger RNA, 7248 nt
Organism: Acomys russatus (golden spiny mouse)
Lineage: Eukaryota; Metazoa; Chordata; Mammalia; Rodentia; Muridae
Gene: Gpr179
Product: G protein-coupled receptor 179
Exons: 11
Coding region: 73-7089 (2338 amino acids)
Biological process (GO): G protein-coupled receptor signaling pathway
Cellular component (GO): membrane
Molecular function (GO): G protein-coupled receptor activity
Source: RefSeq, a predicted model, not a curated record
CUCUGCCUGCAUCUCAUUCUGAGCUACCCAAACUCUAGGCAGCCUGGACUCCAGGGGUCUGAGAGUUGCAGCAUGGGCACCAGGGCAGCGGUCACGGCCACACCCUCUCUUGUUUGGGGGCUUCUGAGUUACUGUUUCUUGUGCAGUUGGGCUCUGAGGAGCCAAAGGCCCUUGCGUUCACUGCCUCCGCUUCCCCCGCAAGCCAAGCCAGGAUCUGGGACCAUGUGGAGACCCCCAAAGGGGGCUGAAGCAGCCCUGGCUUUUCUCUACUCUGGAGAUGUCCAACAGCUCUCGGGAGCUAACUGCAGUGAGAGUUACGAAGUCCUCGGGGCAGAAGGCAGAGCAGGCAUGCCCCCAGUCCUCCAGAGAGCGGCGGGCACCCUGGCCCAGGCCGCCAAUUUCCUCAACAUGCUCCUACAAGCCAAUGACAUCCGGGAGUCAAGCGUGGAGGAGGACGUGGAGUGGUAUCAGGCCCUUGUGCGCAGCGUGGCAGAGGGGGACCCAAAAGCCUACAGGGCUCUGCUGACCUUUAACCCUCCACCAGGGGCCAGCCACCUUCAGCUGGCCCUGCAGGCCACUCGGAUGGGGGAUGAGACCAUCCUUCAGGACCUGUCUGGGAACACGGUACAGGAAGAGAAUCCAGAAGAAGACCCGGAUGGCCCCGACCUGCAGAAGCGUGUACUGACCAAUGACCUAAGGAGUCUCGACAGUCCCAAGUGGCAACGGGCAGAUGGAUACGUGGGGGACAUACGGCAGGUGAAGCUGUCUCCUCCCUUCCUGGAAUGCCAUGACGGCCGGCUCCGUCCUGGCUGGCUAGUCACAGUCUCUGCCACCUUCUAUGGACUCAAGCCGGACCUCACCCCAGAGGUCAGGGGGCAGGUGCAGAUGGACAUCGACCUCCAAAGUGUGGACAUCAAUCAGUGCGCGAGCGGUCCAGGCUGGUACUCUAACACACACCUGUGUGAUCUCAACAGCACUCAGUGUGUCCCUCUGGAGAGUCGAGGUUUUGUCCUUGGCCGCUAUCUCUGCCGCUGCCGACCUGGAUUCUACGGGACUAGUGGUUCUGGGGGGUUAGAGGAGAGUGCAACCCACACCGCUGGGCAAAUCGGGUCCCCACGAGGCAGCUUAGGGAAGCUGCUGCGGUGCCACCCGUGUCCUGAAGGCUGCACCAGCUGUCUGGAUGCCACACCGUGCCUGGUGGAGGAGGCCCUGGCGCUGAGGACUGCAGUGCUGGCGUGCCAGGCCUGCUGCAUGCUGGCUGUCUUCCUGAGUAUGCUGGUCGCCUACCAUUGCCGCAGGAGCAAGAGGAUCCGGGCAUCUGGAAUCUUCCUGCUGGAAACCAUCCUUUUUGGAUCCUUACUUCUCUACUUUCCCGUGUUCAUUCUGUACUUCAAGCCCAGCGUAUUCCGCUGCAUCGCUCUGCGCUGGGUCCGGCUGCUGGGCUUUGCCGUCGUCUAUGGGACCAUUACCCUGAAGCUUCACAGGGUGCUCCAGCUGUUUCUGUCUCGAACUGCCCAGCGGGCCCCACACCCAAGCAGCGGGCAGCUGCUGCAGCGGCUAGGGCAGCUCCUGCUACUGGUAUUGGGUUUCCUGGUUGUGUGGACAGCCGGCGUCUUGGAGUCAGGCAUGCAGGACACACCUCUGGUGACCCGAGGCCACACUCCCACUGGCCGCCACUUCUCCCUCUGUCACCAUGACCACUGGGACUACAUCAUGGUUGUGGCGGAAAUGCUGCUGCUCUGUUCAGGCAGCUUCCUCUGCUAUGCCACCCGGGCUGUCCCCUCAGCCUUCCAUGAACCUCGCUACAUGAGCAUCGCCCUGCAUAACGAGCUGCUUCUCUCCACUGCCUUCCACACAGCCCGGUUUGUGCUGGUUCCUUCCCUGCACCCAGACUGGACCCUUCUCCUCUUCUUCCUCCACACGCACAGUACAGUCACGGCCACACUGGCUCUGAUCUUCAUCCCGAAGUUCUGGAAGCCAGGGGCGCCUCCCCGGGAGGAGAUCUUAGAGGAAGUGUACGAGGAUGAGCUGGACCUGCAGCGCUCGGGCUCCUACCUCAACAGCAGCAUCGCCUCAGCCUGGAGCGAGCGCAGCCUGGACCCGGGGGAUAUUCGGGAUGAAUUAAAGAAGCUCUACGCCCAGCUAGAGGUCCGAAAGACCAAGGAGAUGACUGCUAACAACCCCCACCUGCCCAAGAAGCGGGCCAGCUCACGCCAGGGCCUGGGCCGCUCUUUCAUAAGGUACCUGGCUGAGUUCCCAGAGGCCCUGGCUAGGCAACACUCUCGAGACUCAGGCUCUGCAGGCCUCAGCAGCCUGCCAGGCUCUUCUCGAAGGAGGCUCCUCAGCUCCAGCCUUCAAGAAACUGAGAAGCCGCCAGCCCUGCGCAAGACCCGCAGUACCUAUGACCACCACAGGGAACACACCACACCUCCCUUUGAAUCCACGCUGAGGAGGACCCUGUCCAGGAAGUCCUCGCCAGCAGAGAUCCAAGAGUCGGUAGAGGGGCCCCCAGCCCUGGCCUUCAAGUCGGCCAGUGUUCACAACCUGACAGUGGAAGAGAGGCUCCCUAGAGCUAGGCCUGUCUCACUACAGAAGUCACUCAGUGUCGUGGCUGGCUCCAGGGAAAGAGCCCUGCUUGUGGCCAGUCAGGCCUACCUGGAGGAAACCUACAGGCAGGCAAAAGAGAGAGAGGAGAGAAAGAAGGCUGAGGUAGCCAUGGUGAGCCCCGUGCGGAGGCCAUCAACCAGGAGGCUGGAGCGGCCUCUAAGGGCUCCUCUGUCAGCCCCACCUUCCCCUGUCAAGAGCAGCAGCAUGGACAGCUCUCAUACCCCUGGGAGGCCUCCUGAGGAGGCUGGGAGAAGGCUGCCUCACCCUCCCAUCCGGCACCAGGUCUCCACACCCAUUUUGGCCCUGUCUGGUGCCUGUCUGGGCGAGGCAAGAAUGCUGUCUCCCACCCCAACCUCUACACUGGCUCCCACACCAACCUCUACACUGGCUCCCAUUCUGUUGCCAGCCCUGGCCCCGACUCCCACCCCUGUCCUGGCACCAGUCCCAAAGCCCCCCCAGAGCCCCACCCUUCUCACCUUCAUCUGCCCCUGGGAGAAUGCAGAACUGCCAGGCAAGAAAGAAAACAUGGUCCAGGAAGGCCCCACAGGGCCAGAGCGAAGCAGCCACUCACCUGCCUCAGCUCGUACCAAGAUCUGGAGGGCCCUCUCUGUGGCAGUGGAGAAAAGAGGAACAGGGGAGAGUGAGACGCUCACAGAGGGUGGUCACGUCCAGGGGGAAGGCGACAAUAUGGAGGAGGACAAGGCCAAGGUCUUCUCAAAAUCCCACAGCCUCAAGACUCCUCUGCAGCAGGGCUCCGUGCGCAGCCUAGGCCUGGCCAUCAAAGCUCUGACCCGGUCCAGGAGCAGCUACAAAGCGAAGGAGGGUGGAGAGGGUGGCCCUGAGACUGAGAAGGGAAAGCCUGCAGACACAAGCGCGGGGGCUCCACCCCGAUCUCCCAGGCCAGGCCGGCCCAAAGCAGUGAGCAAACAGGCUGCCCUCACCCCCUGUGAGGAUGAAGAGACCCUCCAGAACCAACAGAAUGCUCACACCAGUAGAAUGCUCCAUGCUGGUCAGAAGGAAGGGAGCAGAGAGCAAGAUGAGAGAAACAAGAGAGCACCCCAGGGUGUGGGGGAGCGGAAAGCUGAGAAAACUGGCAAAACCGCGCUUGCCACACUGAGGCAAGUUUUCGGAGACAAAAAUGCUGAACAAGCAAAGGAAUGCCCUGUGGAAUACCAAGAGGUGUCCAACAGUGCCCUCCAACCCCUAGGCAGUGCUGACCACAGUGUGGCAGAGGUAUGCCCCUGGGAAGUAACUGAAUCAGGAAUGUGCCAGCCAGAGAGUACCAACAAGACCAAAAUGUCCUCCUUGGAGGGGACAGAAGGAGGCCUCGAGAAGAAGCAACCAACAAGACAAGUUCCAAGUAGCUCCUGGGAAAGGAAGGAGAAAGCCCCGGAGGAAUCAGAGCCCAAAGGUGAGGGUGCAAUUACUCGAAAAAAGCCAGAGAGGCUGGUCCGGAGCCAGGAGGUGGUGUGUCCUUGGGAAAGUGCCAACCCUGGAGGUCUGUCUCCUCAGUUGGCCCAUCAGGACUCUGACAGAACCCAAGGCAGAUCUGUGGUGGGCAGUACAGAAGUGAGGGACGGGGGAAAGCAUCCAGAAGCUCAUCCACCCGAUGUUGUCAAGGCAGAGCUGUGCCCGUGGGAGAUGAGUGACGUCAGUGAGGGGACGGUGGCACCGACAGUACAGAAACUCCCUGAAGAAAGGCCGAAAUCCCCCAAGAAGGCAACGUUCUGGAGAGAACAGAAUCUAGGUAGAGACCUAGUGUCUCUUUGUCCAUGGGAAAGCACUGAUUUUCGGGGUCCCUCAGCAGUCUCACUUCCAGACCCAGGAAGCUCAGGGAGUUUUGGCAGUGUCAAGGCAGAGGUAUGCCCAUGGGAGGCAGGAGAUAUAUCUCAUGAUAAGAAAGCUGAGGUCUGUCCCUGGGAGCUGGGUGAUGAGCUAGCAGGGACGGAAAUACCGAAUCAGGGGGCAGAUGGGAAAUCUCUCCCAGGAAAGGAGACCUCCGCCUCCAGAAAUGGAUGCUGCUCCGUAGGGUCGGGGGAGCAAACUGUGAGGGCAACGCCCACAAGUGGUCAAGGGCAGGAGUCAGUGUGCCCCUGGGAGGACGCAGUUCCUGGGCAGACCAUCUCAUAUCCGGGUGACUCCUCAUCCAAGGCUGCUGGGAAAUUCCCAAGCAAUGGGGGCAGCCAGGCACUGCAAGUGUGUCCUUCGGACGUGCUCAAGCCAGAGGAAAAGCAGGCAACGCCUUCAACAGCAGAAAUCUGUCCCUGGGAAGUAGGCGGAAGAACAGAUACCAGGACAUCAGAACACAUCCCAGAAGAAGGAGACUUCCAGGAAGAUGAGAAAAUACCCCAAAAAGUGAGAAUCCAAGCAUGGGAAAAGGCUGAGGGGCGGAUCCAAAAGCAGGAAGCAGUCUGCCCUUGGGAAAGCAUGGACCAUGGUAGCACCCCGCAAAAAGACACAGAGAAACCCCAAGCCGCUCUCCAGAGGCAAGGCAGUAUGGGAAGCAAAGCUGCUGAGAUCUGCCCGUGGGACUUGGAGGAAACCCUGACAGCUGAGAAGGCCAAGAUCUGUCCCUGGGAAGUAGGUGCUGGAGAGGAAAAGAUUGUGGUAGCUGAAGCCUCGGGAGUCGCUUCAAAUGAUACGGGUGAGACUUCUGUAGCUUCUGGACCCAGCCAGAGAGCUGUUUCUGCUCCAAAGAAGCCAGAGGGGCCAGGCUUAGAGGAAGAGGUUGUCUGUCCCUGGGACAGCUUCAGGCCAGGGGACUCCUCUCAGCGGCCAGACACUCCGCACACUGAGAAACUGAAAGAAGGACUCCAGAACCUGGACCGUGGGAGUUCCAGGCCAAUAGAGGUGUGUCCCUGGGAAGUGGAGGAAGUUCCUACCAGUGAAAAAGCCAAGAUCUGCCCCUGGGAAGUGAAUGAAGAAAGCACAACUAAAGGACUGGUGCAAGAGACGAGGAGUCAGCCAGCAGAGCAAAGGAGGAAGACUCUGGAAAAGGCGGGACCCCACUUCCAAGAAGAAGGCACAUCCAAAGGGGACGCAAAACUCCACCAGGAACAAGAAGAGGAAGCUAUCUGCCCUUGGAAAGCUAAGGACUCUGCUCAGGUCUCCAAGGCCUCAGACUUGCCCAGCAGCACCAGUGGUCGAGCAGUAGAGGGACAGUCCUCAGAAGCAAGUGACGGGGCAACAGAGAAGAAAGACCUGAGACAAGACCUGAAAACGCGUUCUCUCCCAGAAUACGCACCCCAAGAGAAAGCUCUAGCUUUAAAAUCACAGUUCCCCGCUGACGAGGGAGGAGCAAGCGAGAAACAGCAGUCUGUCUGUCUGCCAGAAAGCCUGGUUUCGGCAGGCUCCUCCUCCCACUCACACAGCCAAUGUGCAGACCAACCUAGCACCAGCACCCUGACACCGGUCAGUGCUGGGGAUGGGGUAGCUGAGGUGUACCCAGGGGAAGCUCCUGAUCCGAAUAAACCUGACAACGACACCAAGGUUGAGAUCUGUCCCUGGAAGGAGACUGGGAGAGUUAUGGAGAUGGAGGCAUCAAGACAAGAUGAAAAGGAGAAAUCUCAAAAAGAAAAAGAAAGGGGCCCUGAAGAGCCAGAAGGCAAAGGUGUGGCCAUCCAGAAAACACCACAGACCAGCAACUCUGGGAAGCAGGAAGCUAUGUGUCCUGGGGAGAGUCAGGACUUUGGGGUGCAAGCGGCCACAGGUGCUUCUAAUGGGAGCAAAGGCGAUUCUGAGAAAGUGAGCUGUGUCGGGACCAGGGUGGCAAAACUGUGUCCCUGGGAAAUGGAAGAGGUCCCCUCUGCUAAAGAAGUGGGGGUCUGCCCUUGGGAAACAAGGCCAGGAGCACAUGGGGAGGGGCCACUGGACCGAGGGCAGAAUGGAGAGUCACACGGGGCUGGAGGGGCAGCAGAGGCAGACUACCCCUCGGAAGGCGCAGCGUUAACAGGGCUGUUCCCCAAGGUAGACACUCUGGACACAGAGCACCCCAAGAUCAGCCCCCAUGGAGUGGGCAGCCCAGGGAAAAGGCUAGCGGAAGUCUGUCAAUGGGAAGUCACAGACCCAGAAGGAAAUAAAACCAAGGGCACCAUGGCGGACAUCUGUCCAUGGGAGGAUGCUAGAGCCGGACCUGAUGACUCUGGCCUCCUGGCUUUACCAACAGCCCAGAGAGACAUCACUGCUGCCCCUGAGAAAUCACUUUGCCUCUCAGUACACAGACCUCUGGAGGGCUUUCUGCCAGAGAGCAAGAGCGCCCACCCAGAAGGGAGCAAGCUAGCCAGUGCUUUCCCUCUAGGAGGUGUCAAGGAACAAGACCCUUCGGGACUUGAGUCUGGAGCCAAACCAGCUCCAGAACCAAGUCUUGAAAAAGCAGAGGCUCUGAAGACUUUGUCCCUAAUCGAAGGCCAAGGACAAAUGGCUUGUGAAGCUGAAGCUGAGGAACAAAGCCCUCCACCUGCCUACCCCUGGGACUGUGAAUGACAGCACCACUUCCCACGUCCCAGUGUCCCCAAAGAGCUGACUCGAAGACACUUGGCUACUGUACAAGGAACUGUACAGGAAGGGUGCAGAAGUCGAUGGUGGUGGCGCAUGCCUUCAAUCCCAGCACUCGGGAGGCAGAGGCAGGCAGAUCUCUGUGAG